GCAAAGUGAAAAGCCAAUUGAUUUGAUUUAACUUUUAUGGAAUUAAAUAUAGACAGUUUGAGUUGGUUCAAUGACAUUUAUUUCUCUGCCUCUUUCCCAACGUCCCCUUCUUUAUAUGGGAGAGUAAGACCGGUCCAUGACCCUCACACGUGACCUCUCUCUCUCACGUGCCUUUCUUCUCCUCCGUCAUCAAUAUAAACAGUUGGGGAAUUUAUAACUUUCUUCUCCUCUCUCUCUCUGUUCUUCUGUGGAGCUCUCAUCUCAUCAAUGGAUUCUCUCAUCAAUCCCAGCCAUGGCGGAGGAAACUACGAUUCUCACUCUUCUUCUCUCGAUAGUCUCAAACCAAGCGUACUAGUCAUCAUUCUCAUCCUUCUAAUGACUCUUCUCAUCUCCGUCUCCAUUUGUUUCCUCCUCCGGUGUCUCAAUCGCUUUAGCCACCGCUCCGUUAUCCCUCCGUCGUCAUCUUCCACUUCCGCCGCAACCGUAACUUCAGAUUCCCGACGAUUCUCUGGACAUCGAGUCUCUCCCGAAACAGAACGAUCCUCGGUGCUUGAUUCGCUUCCGAUUUUCAAAUUCUCCUCCGUCACUCGCCGAUCUAGUUCAACAAACUCCGGCGAUUGCGCCGUUUGUUUGUCGAAAUUCGAACCGGAGGAACAGCUCCGUCUUCUUCCUCUCUGUUGUCACGCUUUUCACGCCGAUUGUAUCGACAUCUGGCUAGUCUCGAACCAGACUUGUCCUCUCUGUCGUUCUCCUCUCUUCGCUUCAGAGUCCGAUCUAAUGAAGUCUCUCGUCGGCGGAAACAACAACAGCAACGGUGGAGAAAACAGCUUCCGUCUCGAAAUCGGAUCCAUCAGCCGUCGUCAAACAGAAUCCGUAGAGCAGCACCGAUCUUACUCAAUCGGUUCGUUCGAUUACAUAGUAGACGACGUAGAUUCAGAAAUCUCAGAGUCAAAUUUCAACCGUGGAAGCAUAUCGGCAAAACAGGAAGACGCCACUACAACAACAACAGCAACGGCGGUUACGUCUAAUCCGGCGUCGUUUGAAGCUAGUUUAGCGGCGGAUAUAGGUAACGAUGGUUCUAGAAGCUGGCUCAAGGAUUACGUGGACAGACUCUCACGAGGUAUAUCGUCGCGUGCAAUGUCGUUUAGAAGCUCUGGUAGAUUUUUUACCGGGAGUAGUCGUCGGACUGAGGAAUUGACGGUGAUGGAUUUAGAAGCCAAUCAUGCCGGCGAAGAGAUAAGUGAGCUUUUCCGGUGGCUUUCAGGGGUGUGAGUGAUUGGUGAGUCGGUGAAAUUUGUUCAUUCGCUUGGUUUUAGCACAAAAAAAAAAAAAAACAGAGCAUUACUUUGGGUUUGUACAUAUGAACACUAUCUGAAGUUCUUUGCUUCAAUUACGGGAUUGUUUUUUCUGAAGAUAUAACAGAUGAAUUCUCUAGUUAUAUAUUACUUCUAAUGGUCUAUUUUUUCUUCCAUUA
Arabidopsis lyrata subsp. lyrata is the source of this 1474-nucleotide messenger RNA. RefSeq names its product E3 ubiquitin-protein ligase ATL4. The coding region runs from base 268 to 1272 and encodes 334 amino acids. NCBI's taxonomy places the organism in Eukaryota, Viridiplantae, Streptophyta, Magnoliopsida, Brassicales, Brassicaceae. The record is from RefSeq and is a predicted model, not a curated record. The transcript has a single exon.